UGUUGUAUUUUUAAGUUUUUGUUUUUCGUUGAAUUUCCAAUUCAACUUUUAUUUUUUAAUUUAAUUAAAAUAAUAAAUUAUUAUUAUUAUUCGCUCUCUUUUUAUCUUCUCCCUCUCACUGUCUAGCUUAGACCUCAGAUUCCUUUCUCCGCUUAAGCAAUCCAUUUCUUUCUCUUCAUUACAUUGCGUUCAAUCUGUUCGCAGAAAUUUGUUUCUGUUUCCUGCUAAGAAGAUAAUUGAUGGCCAUGGAUGCUUCAAAGGAUGCCUCGCCAAAGGAAUUGCCACUUGGGUUUGACGCAAGUACUGAGGAAGAGUAUGCUUCCCAGUCCAAGCUGCUUCAAGAGUUCACAAGUAUCCCCUGCAUUGACAACGCAUGGACUUUUAAGUCUAACAGCACAUUUGGCGCAGGAAUGGGCUCCCAGGCAAUGUUUUCAAUUAGCCAGGCAAAUCUUUUGGCUAACAAGAGGAGGAAAUACAUUCUAUCUGCGAGCAUUUCAAAAGAAAGUAGCAGUUCAGUUAACUUUCAGUGGGCCCCGUUUCCCAUUGAGAUGUCAGGGGUGUCUACGAUAGUUCCAUCGCCAUCAGGUUCAAAGCUUCUCGUAGUUAGGAAUCCUGAAAAUGAAUCUCCCACUCAUUUUGAAAUCUGGAGCCAAGGUCAGGUAGAAAAGGAAUUCCACAUCCCACAAUCUGUUCAUGGUUCAGUAUAUAUUGAUGGAUGGUUUGAGGGAAUAUCUUGGAACUGUGAUGAAACUCUCAUUGCUUAUAUUGCUGAGGAACCAUCUGCCGCCAAGCCUACUUUCUGUGGUCUAGGCUACAGAAAAGGCAGUGCUACUACAGAUAAGGACAGUUGUAGCUGGAAAGGUCAAGGAGAAUGGGAGGAGGAUUGGGGAGAGACCUAUGCAGGAAAAAGGCAGCCUGCGCUUUUUGUCAUUAACACCAGCAGUGGAGAGGUACAACCUGUUAAAGGAAUUGCCAAGUCUUUGAGUGUUGGCCAAGUUGUGUGGGCUCCAUCAACUGAUGGCUCGAAUCAGUAUUUAGUUUUUGUGGGUUGGUCAUCAGAUCCUAGAAAGCUGGGCAUAAAAUACUGCAGCAAUAGGCCCUGUGCAUUGUAUGCAGUUCAAGCACCAUUUUAUAAAUCAGAGGCCAAUUAUUUUGAAUUCAAAGGUAGUCCUAUUGAAGGUUCACCUGUACUCAAACUAACUCAAAGUAUAAAUAGUGCCUUCUUUCCAUUGUUCAGUCCAGAUGGAAGGUUCCUUGUGUUUUUGUCUGCAAAAAGUUCUGUAGAUUCUGGGGCACAUUCAGCAACCAAUUCACUUCACAAAAUUGAUUGGCCAGUUAAUGAACAGUUGAGCUUGCCUGCAAAAGUUGUUGAUGUGAUUCCUGUUGUGCAGUGUUCAGAGGAUGGUUGUUUCCCUGGGCUCUAUUGUUCUGGGUUUCUUAGAAAUCCAUGGCUUUCUGAUGGAUGCACUAUGAUGUUAUCUUCAGUAUGGGGCAGCAGUCAAGUUUUACUUUCUGUGAAUGUGAUAAGUGGUGAUGUAAAACGCAUUACUCCUACUGAUUCAAAAUUUUCAUGGAACAUUCUUGCUCUAGACAGGGACAACAUUAUUGCUGUGUCUAGCAGUCCAGUAGAUGUGCCUAAGAUUAGGUAUGGUUGUCUUGUUGAGAAAGCAACUAAAAAUGCCACAUGGAGUUGGUUAGAUGUAUCAAGCCCAAUAGUUAGUUGCUCUAAGAUGGUGAGAUCCUUGCUCUCAUCUCGUCAGUUUGAUAUAUUGAAGAUCCCAGUCAAGGAUGUUUCCAGCUGCCUAACAAAAGGAGCUGGCAAACCUUUUGAAGCUAUAUUCGUGUUCAAUUCCAAGGAGAAUGGCGCUUGUGAUCCACUAAUAGUAUUGCUUCAUGGAGGGCCAAAUGACGUCUCAGUGUCAAGUUUCUCAACGUCUUCGGCAUUUCUCUCUUCAAUAGGUUACAGCUUGUUGAUUGUAAAUUACAGAGGUUCAUUAGGAUUUGGCGAGGAAGCAUUACAAUCUCUUCUGGGGAAAGCUGGGUCCCAGGAUGUCAAUGAUGUACUUACAGCUAUAGAUCAUGUCAUUGACAGGGGUCUUGCUAGCCCCUCUAGCAUAGCUGUGCUUGGUAUUUCCCAUGGUGGCUUUCUCACCACACACUUAAUUGGCCAGGCACCUGAUAAGUUUGCAGCAGCAGCUGCGAGAAAUCCUGUUUGUAAUCUAGCAUCAAUGGUUGGUACAACAGAUAUUCCUGAUUGGUGCUAUGUGCAAGUAUAUGGGACCAAGGGGAAAAAUAAAUUUACAGAAGCAGCUUCAACUGAGGACCUGGCUCUCUUUCACAGCAAGUCUCCUAUAUCACAUGUUUCAAAGGUCAAAGCACCGACAAUCUUUCUUUUAAGUGCUGAGGAUCUUCGUGUUCCGAUGUCUAAUGGCUUCCAAUAUGCACGGUCAUUGAAAGAGAAAGGAGUAGAGGUCAAAAUCUUCAUGUUUCCAAAUGAUGUUCAUGCAAUCAAGAGACCGCAGUCUGACUUCGAAAGCUUCCUUAACAUUGGGGUGUGGUUCAAGAAAUACUGCAAAUGAACAUUUCGGAUUGGGGAUCAUGCCGGUGGAUUAUUAAUCAUUACAGAAAUUUCAAUAUAAAUUCCGCUUGUAAACUAUUUCCUUAGCUUGAUCAAGCCCGUCCUUUAUGCCACUCUCCUCCUCACUGAGGAAGAUUGUCAUUCUUAAUAUUGAUCAUGAUUAUUUUUUAGAGCCAAUUAUAUUAAAAAAAAAAAUGAAAGGAUCUAUUUUCUGAUUA
Hevea brasiliensis (rubber tree) is the source of this 2796-nucleotide messenger RNA. Its product is annotated as acylamino-acid-releasing enzyme. Lineage: Eukaryota; Viridiplantae; Streptophyta; Magnoliopsida; Malpighiales; Euphorbiaceae. Gene Ontology annotation, biological process: proteolysis. Gene Ontology annotation, molecular function: serine-type endopeptidase activity. The transcript is spliced from 18 exons. Bases 240 to 2579 code for a protein of 779 amino acids. The record is from RefSeq and is a predicted model, not a curated record.